GGGAGCCGCUCGGGUUCAAGCGGCCUUCCGCUCUGAGCGCCAUGGGGUCGCGGGAGCCCUGCCGGCGGCUGGAGGCGGUGCUCGGCGCUCUCUACGACUUGGGUGACGAGCCCGGCGUCCGGGGCUCGGCGGGGGACGGCGAUGCUAGCGAGGCGGCGGCGGAGGAGGAAGAGGAGGAGAGCCGAGAAGUGCAGCCGACAGCCCCGAGCGAUGCUGGCGGGGCGGAGAGAGGGAGGCGCGGCGCCCGCGGCUUCUUCGGAGGGCUGCGGGAGGAGAUGUGCCGCACCGCCCCGCCGCCGCCGCCCCACGGCGCGCCGCCCCCCGCCCAGGUGGAGGUGGUGGUGUUCCGCGCGAGGAAGAGGAAGGCGCGGCCCGACCCCGCUCCGGCGGCGCCCGGCGGCGGCACCCAGACCAGAACAGUGGCUGAAAAGAAAAAUGUGAACAAGCAAGAAUUUAACUUCGAAAAAGCUCGUUUGGAAGUGCACAGGUUUGGAAUCACUGGCUAUGAGAAGCAGGAGCAGCGUCUAUGGGAACGGGAACGUGCAAUCAUGCUGGGAGCCAAGCCUCCCAAAAAGGAACACAUCAACUACAAGAAAUACCAGGAGAAAAUGAAGGUGAAGAAGACAACAAAGGAUGAUGAUAAGGGGCAGGUACAUAAAAGUGAUACUCUGAAGAAAAAGAAGAAGAAAGACUUGAAGGAGAGAAAGGCCAAAAGGAAGAGAUCAGUGCCCAGCAUUUGGCCUGCAGGACAAGUUGGAAAAUUCAGAGAUGGGACCUUGAUUCUACAAAGCGGUGACAUAAAGAAAAUUAAAUCAACUAAAGUUAUCAAAUGAACUUAUGAUACCAAAUGAAAUGGAUGAAAAGCAUUAAAACAGAACUCCUGUUGCCACCAGAAGAGACUUACAUAAGCCUUGCCCUGCCACCAUGUCCUAAUUCAUUUACCUUAUUUUUUCUUGCAGGGUUUUCUAUCUCCUAUUCUUGAGAGAAUAUGACAAUUUACCAUUUUAUAAAUAAAAGAAAGACUUUUUGAUAAUUAA
Molecule: messenger RNA, 1037 nt
Organism: Lagopus leucura (white-tailed ptarmigan)
Lineage: Eukaryota; Metazoa; Chordata; Aves; Galliformes; Phasianidae
Gene: FSAF1
Product: chromosome unknown C1orf131 homolog
Exons: 7
Coding region: 42-833 (263 amino acids)
Source: RefSeq, a predicted model, not a curated record